GGCCACGAUCAAUGUCAGUCCACUUCAGAUGCGCAAGCACACCCAACGCAUAUAACUUUAUAUUUCAUAUCAUUUAUUUGUUCAUUUCCGUCACGAUGGUGUCAGCUGUGAUUAAGUUAAGUGCGGUGUUAAUGCUGGUGGGAAUCUGCUUUGCUGAUAUAAGCCUAAAACCGGUAACGGAGGUGUGCCUUGGAUGUAUGUGCCAAGCUGUCUCCGGCUGCCAGCAGGGUGCCACCUGUGAAGGUGACGCCUGUGGCCUGUUCAGAAUCACCUGGGCAUAUUGGGCUGAUGCUGGCAAACCAACAUUGCCUGGCAUUUCUCCCGACUCCCCUGACGCAUAUGCUAGCUGCACGAAUGACCCUCACUGCGCCGCCGACUGUGUCCAGGGCUACAUGAGGAAAUUCGGACAGGAUUGCAAUGGAGACGGCGUCGUGAACUGCUACGACUACAUGGCGAUCCACAAACUCGGCGGGUACGGGUGCAAAGGUGAUUUGCCGUUCCAAUAUGUUAACGUGUUCAACCAGUGCGUAGCAGCGGUUGCUCAAGCUCAACAAGGCUGAAUGGAACAUCCAGGAUAUUUCAAAAAUAGAACAGUUUAUUUAAGAUUUUACAAAAAAGCAUUACUACGUCAUAAGAUGUGUUAAAAAAAACAUGUCUAUUCAACUC
This is a messenger RNA of Pararge aegeria (speckled wood butterfly), 666 nucleotides long. RefSeq names its product lysozyme-like. The coding region runs from base 12 to 560 and encodes 182 amino acids. Gene Ontology annotation, molecular function: lysozyme activity. The record is from RefSeq and is a predicted model, not a curated record. The transcript has 4 exons. Lineage: Eukaryota; Metazoa; Arthropoda; Insecta; Lepidoptera; Nymphalidae.